Amoebophrya sp. A120 is the source of this 997-nucleotide messenger RNA. The record is from the annotation of a GenBank genome assembly. NCBI's taxonomy places the organism in Eukaryota, Dinophyceae, Syndiniales, Amoebophryaceae.
CGACGUGCUUGUUGUACUAUGAUCUACCUGUAUAAUUGACGAGUCUUCACUUCUACAAGCACGGUAAGUUUGAAAUCAGAAAAUAUGGUGGGUUCUGCCAAAAGGAAAAGAGAAAGACAACAUCGCUGCUCCGCGGCAAGAGAUGACAAGGUCAUCUCUUCGGCUGCUAGUAAAGUCGGGGCACAGGCGCAUCAGCAGCAUUCUACUACUGUCUCCGCUGCCGGGUCGUCCAUAUUCGGCACUACGUUCAUCUCAAACUCCAGACUAGUAUCGAAGUGCGGUGCUAUUCUCCUGCCCAUCCUACUAUCCUGCCUUCUUUUCAAAUUUCUUCCCCUCCCGGUCGCUGCGUUCUUUGGUCCGCUGUGGACGGAGGAGAACCUCGAGAACUUUGAGCCGAAAGAGGACGGCACGGAGGACAAGUAUGAGAGUGCACAACUUCCCCUCCUCCUCAUUUGAAGGGCAUAAGCAGCAACAGAAGUCUUCGCGUAAAUGCAGCUUUUGCAUGACAAAUUCCGGACCGAUUCUAGUUCUGCUUCGGGUCGUUCCGGAAUCUGUCAUGCAAGGAGUGCCAAAGGGGAAAGAGUGGAUUUGCAUUUGGUAUUUUGCAUUACAGCACAUGAGGCGGAGGGGGAGUUGUGCACUGUCAUAACAAGCCCUUCAAAUUCACGAAGGACACGCUGGUUUUCACCAAGGUAAAGGAGGAAGUGAAGACGGCGUUCUGGGAGCAGCAGAAGCACCCGCUGGAGAAAGGUGGUCACAGCCACGAUCAUAGUGGAGGUCAUGAAGGCUGCUUACACGGGGACGACGGCCAUGACCACGACCAUCACAAUCUUCACGAACAUUCUCAUGAUCAUGCGCACGAUGGACACAGAGCGGGAUCGGGAGUUACACCCUCCUCGUCCUCGUCGUUUCUGAAAACUGCAGGGGGUGGCGAGGAAGAGGUGGAGAACGCUGAAAAUACUGACGACUUCAGUGUCAUCGACGGGGUGCGGAUCAG